Molecule: messenger RNA, 2767 nt
Organism: Chilo suppressalis (striped riceborer)
Lineage: Eukaryota; Metazoa; Arthropoda; Insecta; Lepidoptera; Crambidae
Source: the annotation of a GenBank genome assembly
ACAAAGUGACUGUAAGUAAAGUGACGUGUAAGCUGCAAUCGUCGGUGCCACAUUUUAUAAUUACAAACAAGAAAAAGCUCAAAAUGAGCGUUUUCAAGCGAGACAAAAAGGAAGAGGAGGAGGGCGGUGGGAACCCUUACCAGAAUUUGGAUAAAACCAUAGUCUUACAAGAAUCUAGAUACUUCAACCAGACCCCGGUGAAUCCGCGAAAAUGCUGCCUUAUUUUGACGAAAGUCCUGUAUUUACUCAACCAGGGAGAGAAGUUCACGACACAGGAGGCCACGGAGGCGUUCUUCGCGACCACUAAGCUGUUCCAAUCGAAGGAUGUGAUGCUGCGUCGAAUGGUUUAUCUUUGUAUAAAAGAGUUGAGUGGUCUUGCUCAGGAUGUCAUCAUCGUCACCUCAUCUUUGACUAAAGACAUGACUGGGAAGGAGGAUUUGUAUAGAGCGGCGGCUAUAAGAGCCCUGUGCAGCAUUACUGACAGUACCAUGCUGCAAGCUAUUGAGAGAUACAUGAAACAGGCUAUUGUUGACAAGAACCCAGCUGUUAGCUCUGCUGCCCUUGUUUCUGCUCUGCAUUUGUCUUCUACUGCUCCGGAUCUUGUCCGUCGUUGGGCUAAUGAAGCUCAGGAAGCAAUUGCGUCCGACAAUGCUAUGGUGUCAUACCACGCCUUAGGAGUAGUCGCCGGUUCGAGAAAGAACGACAAACUGUCUAUGGUCAAAUUAGUGACUCGCCUCGGCCGUUCUCCAUUAAAAUCUCCCUACGCUCUAUGCUUAUUGAUCCGUUUAGCAGCACAACUGGUUGAAGACGACGACUCUGAUUCAUCCCAAUCUUACAUUGAAUUCAUCGAGUGCUGUCUGAGGCAUAAGUCCGAAAUGGUGAUAUACGAAGCGGCACACGCAAUUGUAAACCUAAGGAAGACGACAAGAGAUCUCGCACCAGCUGUCUCUGUCUUACAAUUGUUCUGCGGAUCUUCCAAAGCUAGUCUGAGAUUAGCAGGCGCUAGGACGCUCGCUAGAUUAACAGCGAAACAUCCAACUGCAGUGGCAGCCUGCGCUGUAGAUUUAGAAAACCUCAUUUCAGACUCGAAUCGCUCUGUUGCUACUUUAGCAGUCACCACUCUGUUAGCCACCGGCGCUGAAAGUUCUGUAGACAGGCUGAUGAAGCAAAUAUCGAGUUUCGUGUCGGAAAUUUCGGAUGAGUUCAAAAUUGUGGUCGUCAGAGCUAUUAGACGUCUCUGCACUAAGUUCCCAAGGAAACAUCAAUCGCUAGCUGCUUUCUUGGCUGGUAUGCUGCGUGAUGAAGGCGGUUUGGAAUACAAAGCGGCCAUAGCAGACGCAAUCAUUGCCUUGGUUGAGGAAAACCCCGAUGCUAAAGAGACGGGUUUGGCUCAUUUGUGUGAGUUCAUAGAAGAUUGCGAGCACACAGCUUUAGCCGUUCGCAUCUUGCAUUUACUAGGUAGAGAAGGGCCAAAGUCCCGUCAACCUUCUCGAUACAUUCGGUUUAUCUACAACAGGGUUAUUUUAGAAUCGGGGCCUGUUCGCGCCGCCGCCGUUUCUGCUGUAGCACAAUUUGGAGCCCAACGCCCUGAACUGCUUCCAAACAUAAGAGUUCUUCUAAGUCGUUGUCAAAUGGAUGAUGAAGAUGAAGUACGCGACCGAGCUAUCUACUACAGCGCAAUCUUGGACACAAGCGACCCGCAACUGAUCAACGAUUACAUCGUAAACGUGCCGAAACCAAAUCCAGUAUUACUCGAAAAGGCUUUACGCGAUCACUUAGCCACUACACCCGAUCAGUCAUUCGAUCUAAAAUCGGUGCCGUCCGAAGAGGAGCCAAAAGAAAACAAGGAGGCUAUCGUAGAAAUAGAAGUUCGAAAACCUGUUCAAGUGUCUAUGGAAGAGUUGUACUCAGAACAACUGGCGAAAAUACCUGGUAUUGAGCGCGUAGGACCUCUGUUCAAGACCAAUCCGCCCGUGGAUCUGACGGAAGCCGAAACUGAGUACAGAGUUAGAUUGCUCAAACACGUUUAUGCUCGUCACGUGGUCUUGCAAUUCGAGUGUAUUAACACUCUAAGCGAUCAAAUACUUGAAGACGUGCACAUCAGAUUGGAAGUCCCGCCAGAAUACGAGAUUAAAACGGAAGUACCUUGCCAGAAAUUGGGGUACGAUAAGCCCGAAAGCGUUUUUGUCGUCGUCGAAUAUCCUUGUGCUUUCUUAGACAGUUUGGGCACAUUCGGAGCGACUUUAGAAUUUACUGUGAAGGAUUGCGACCCGAAUACUGGCGUGCCGGAUCCGGAUGAGGGAUACGCGGAUACUUAUCCGUUGGAAGAGUUCGAUAUGGGAUGUUCGGAUCAGAUUAGGGCAAGGGCUGCUGCUGAUGAUUGGGACCAGACUUGGGAGAGAUCAUCGAAUGCUCCGCAAGCGUCUGACACUUUCGUUUUACCGCAGAACAGCGUGAAUGAGGCUGCUAGCGCGGUUUGCGAACAUUUGGGGUUGCCCAAAGCAGCUAUUGUGGGUGAAGCUGUGAAGGAAAUCCGUGGAGGUGGGAUUUUCAGAGGUGGUGCUCCUGUUUUGGUGAGAGCUAGAUUGGUCUCCAGUCCCGCAGGUGUCACAAUGCAACUAGCCGCUAGGUCUCCGAGAGAGGAUGUCGCACAACUACUUUUGGCUGCAGUCGGUUAAUGACUCUUUUUAUAUUGUCUUAAAGGCGAGAGAUGUGCUCUGGUGAAAGCCUAGAUUUAUAUAUUAUGUGUAAUAAAGUCGAUGUUCAA